This is a messenger RNA of Cucumis melo (muskmelon), 2218 nucleotides long. Its product is annotated as folate-biopterin transporter 1, chloroplastic-like. The transcript is spliced from 9 exons. Lineage: Eukaryota; Viridiplantae; Streptophyta; Magnoliopsida; Cucurbitales; Cucurbitaceae. The coding region runs from base 207 to 1847 and encodes 546 amino acids. Gene Ontology annotation, cellular component: membrane. The record is from RefSeq and is a predicted model, not a curated record.
UAGCAAAGAAUUGGCGGUGUAUCCCCACGACCACGCAAAAGCAACCUAUGAUACCAAACCCAUAUUUGGUAGCUAAGAAGAAAUGCGUGGUUGGUUCUCCUCCGGCCUGGAACACGAAGAAGAGGGUCAGAUUAGUCAUUUCCAUACUAAUUAAACCACAAUUAAUAUUCUAAUCCAGAUUAGGGACCUUAAUUAAAUAUACCUCUAUGGCCUACAUUUUAAUGCCUGUAUCCAUCAUAAACUCAAUCUCAAUCUCCCGCUUCGAAAACCCAAUUCUGUCCUUCCCUCCUUCCUCUAAGAUACGCCGGAAACCGCCCCCUCCCCUCUCCGGAGCCUUCAAGCGGAGCCCACAGUCGCCACCGGUCACGCCGUCCCCUUGUCGGGACCCACCGAAAGACGACAUGUCUGUCGCCGUUCCCAUGGGUGACGAGUCUUUGCCCAAUUCUCGGAGUAGUAAUGACAUGGAAGGAAUGGUCUCGUCGUAUAGUGGUAAAACUGCGGUUCAUAAGAAGAAAUAUUCCCCAAGCAACAUCAAAAUUUUUGGUGUGGAUCUAUCUCCAGAUAAUGUGGCUGUCGCCAUGGUUUAUUUUGUUCAAGGGGUUUUAGGGCUAGCAAGGCUUGCUGUCAGUUUUUACUUAAAGGAUGACCUACACCUAGAUCCUGCAGAGACAGCUGUAGUAUCUGGCUUCUCUGCCUUUCCAUGGCUUGUCAAACCCUUAUAUGGGUUUAUCAGUGAUUCUGUUCCUCUAUUUGGUUAUCGGCGAAGAUCAUACUUGAUUUUAUCAGGACUGCUCGGUGCACUUUCAUGGACUUUAAUGGCCACACUAGUCGAUAGCAAGUAUGGUGCUGCUUUCUGUAUACUCCUUGGAUCUCUUUCUGUAGCAUUCUCAGAUGUUGUCGUAGAUUCCAUGGUAGUUGAGAGGGCUCGUGGUGAAUCACAAAGUAUGUCAGGAUCUCUUCAGUCCUUAUGCUGGGGGUCUUCGGCUUUUGGUGGAAUAGUGAGUUCCUACUUCAGUGGUUCGCUGGUGGAUGCAUAUGGUGUAAGGUUUGUUUUUGGAGUCACAGCUUUGUUGCCAUUGAUAACAUCUGUGGUGGCAGUUCUUGUAAAAGAGCAACCUGUGAGAGGGAUAAAUCGUCCUUCAGCUAACUAUGAUUUUCUUCGGAGCUCAAGACAGCACGUUGUUGAAUUGUGGGGUGCUGUUAGUCAACGAAAUGUCCUUCUUCCAACUUUAUUUAUUUUCUUGUGGCAGGCAACACCACAAUCAGAUUCUGCCAUGUUUUUCUUUACAACAAAUAAACUUGGAUUCACACCUGAAUUUCUAGGGCGUGUCAAGCUUGUUACAUCCAUAGCGUCACUUCUCGGGGUUGGGCUUUAUAAUGGAUUUCUCAAGAAAGUUCCUCUGAGGAAAAUUUUUCUAGUAACCACCAUUUUUGGUUGUGCACUUGGAAUGAGUCAGGUUCUUCUUGUGACGGGGUUAAAUCGUGAGUGGGGUAUAAGCGACGAGUGGUUUGCGAUUGGGGAUUCUUUGAUUAUAACAGUACUUGGUCAGGCAUCUUUCAUGCCUGUUCUUGUGCUAGCAGCAAAGUUAUGUCCAGAAGGAAUGGAAGCUACACUUUUUGCAACCCUCAUGUCCAUAUCAAACGGAGGGAGUGUCCUUGGCGGCCUGAUUGGUGCCGGUUUGACCCAAAUGUUUGGUGUCACCAAAGACUCAUUCGAUAACCUGUCCACCUUGAUAAUCCUUUGCAACCUGAGCUCACUGUUGCCUUUGCCACUGCUCCGUCUCCUUCCCCAGGAAACUCCAGACUCAAACUCCGACACCAUAGAUGUGGAGUUGAAGUCUAACUGAAACUUGUUAGGUACUUCCAAUUUAAAGCAUUAGCAAAAUUCAUGUUCGAGGGAAGAUUGGUGAUGGACUGUAAAUGAUUAUUAGGAUUUAGGAAGUGAAAAGGUCUUGAACUACAGAUAUCUUAGGAAUUGAAGAAGAUGAAACAGAGACCACUGAAUGGAGGCCCACCCUUAAUCCAUAAUGGUGCCAAUCAUGUGGCGAGCUGACUGUGUUUUCCACGUGGGUGGGGCCUUACUAACUUCCUCACUUAUCCAAUCUAUGCCCCCAGUUUUGGGAUGGAAGUUUGAUUGAUAUAUGAAAAAGAAAAAUGAUAAGAAUAAUUGAGGUAGGGCAGACCACCCGCCACACGCAUGUCAUUGCUCUUUCGCUCA